UCAGCUGUUAAAUGUAUGUUCCGCUUUUAACAGUGCCUACUAGAUUUUAAAAGAUGCAAUUAUUAUUGGUAUCUCCAAUAUUUUUUUAAUACGUCUAUUUUGUAUUCAAUGUUUUGUUGAGCUCAAUUAUUUAAAUUCAAAGUAUUCUUCAUUUUUCAAUUAUUUCCUGAUAUAAAGUGAGUUAUUACAAUAUCCUAAUUACACUGCCACCGGCAGUGUCAAAUCAGAAAUCAGAUGAUGUCAUGAAAAAAUUCUUCAAAUUCUUCUAUUUCAGAUUCAGUUUUCUGCUGGGCUGGAGUGUUCUUUCACGUUUACCUGCAAACAAAUGUUUUUCCCAUGCCUGAAUUUUGAAUUUUCUGUCUUAUGGUAGUGAUUUUGAAAUCUGUAUUCUUUGAAGAUAGAAUCUCAAAACAAUGGAUGUCAUAGAAAAUAGUAUAAACAGAUUGUUGAAUGGAUCUACGUUGGAAGACAAUCCUGAUUUAUGCGAUUUCACAUUGGCCGAUCAGAAUGAAGCUACAGUUGCUCAAGGAGUUACACCCUCUGCGCCAUCAGAUUAUGUGCCCAUUGUAAGAAACACGGUCACAUACAUUGUGAUGGCGGUACUGUUCAACUCAGACAAUGAAGUUUUGAUGAUGCAGGAAGCCAAAAGCUCAUGUGCCGGCCAAUGGUAUCUGCCUGCUGGCAGGAUAGAGCAGGGAGAGGAUUUAGAGGAAGGAGUGAAACGUGAGGUGCUGGAGGAGACAGGCAUGGAGAUGGAACCAACCUCUCUGGUGCUGGUGGAGUGUGCCAGCAAGGCAUGGUUUAGGUUCGUGCUGACUGGCAGGGUGACCGGCGGAACCCUCAAGACCCCCGCUCAGGCUGACUCCGAGUCUCUCCAGGCAAAGUGGAUCGGUGAUGUGAAGCAGUUGAGUUUGAGAGCACCCGACAUAGUUGAAAUAAUUGAAAGAGCGUUGCUGUAUCACACCGGCCAAGAACAGCACCCUCCUCUCCUACCUUGCAUUAGGCCACACACCAAGCUACUUCUACGACUGGUUGUCUGCAUCAGAUCAAAAAUUAGCAAUAAGGUUCACGUACUCCUUUCAGAGAAAACAGAGGUGCAUCUACCGUUAUGCGAAAUAAAUCAUAGUAGGAGUCUGCAUUCAACGUUGAAAAAGUUCAUGAUGGAGAUAUUCGGCGCAGAUGUGCCCAGUCACAGACCGCACGGCGUGCUGACGGUUGAGCACUCCGGCAAGCCAGAGGCAACCAAUGACGGCUUCUGUCUCACUCUGCUCAUGGCCUUCCGUGUCCCUCUCGAAGAAGUCUAUCCGAUCGACAAGUACACCUGGUUUCAAGUCAAUAGCGACUUGGGCGAGAAAAUCCUUUCGCGCAUGCCCAAAGGCAUGACUGUUCGACUCAACGUCAUACGCUAAAACACCAUUCAUCAGUAUUAUUAAUAUAGUCUGAAAAAUGCUAACCGUCAAUUUUAUUAUGUGUAUAAACUUUUAUAUUUAAAAUUGUAUUAUGUCUAGCAAACUUUGAUAUUUGAAAUUUUAUUAUAUCUUAUAUUAUUCUGUUGAGAUUUGAGUUUUAUGUAUACACCAUUGAUUUUUUUAAAUAUAUUUUUUAUAAAUUA
Messenger RNA from Nilaparvata lugens (brown planthopper), 1612 nucleotides. Its product is annotated as 8-oxo-dGDP phosphatase NUDT18. The transcript has 6 exons. Lineage: Eukaryota; Metazoa; Arthropoda; Insecta; Hemiptera; Delphacidae. The record is from RefSeq and is a predicted model, not a curated record. Gene Ontology annotation, molecular function: 8-oxo-GDP phosphatase activity; magnesium ion binding; 8-oxo-dGDP phosphatase activity. The coding region runs from base 414 to 1409 and encodes 331 amino acids.